This is a messenger RNA of Ahaetulla prasina, 1021 nucleotides long. It is a transcript of the gene UFC1, whose product is annotated as ubiquitin-fold modifier conjugating enzyme 1. Lineage: Eukaryota; Metazoa; Chordata; Lepidosauria; Squamata; Colubridae. Gene Ontology annotation, molecular function: UFM1 conjugating enzyme activity. The record is from RefSeq and is a predicted model, not a curated record. Gene Ontology annotation, biological process: protein K69-linked ufmylation. The coding region runs from base 30 to 524 and encodes 164 amino acids. The transcript has 6 exons. Gene Ontology annotation, cellular component: cytoplasm.
CAUCCUUUCUUCUUUCUCCCUGAGUAAAGAUGGCGGACGAGGCGACCCGGCGGGUAGUGGCUGCGCUGCCGCUGCUGAAAACCAACGCCGGUCCGCGGGAUAAGGAGCUGUGGAUCCAGCGGCUGAAGGAGGAAUACCAAGCGCUCAUUAAGUACGUGGAGAACAACAAGAAUGCCGAUAACGAUUGGUUCAGGUUGGAAUCUAACAAGGAAGGUACCAGGUGGUUUGGGAAGUGCUGGUACAUCCACAAUCUCUUGAAAUACGAAUUUGCCGUUGAGUUCGAUAUUCCAGUUACGUAUCCAUCUACGGCACCAGAAAUCGCGAUUCCAGAACUGGAUGGCAAAACAGCCAAAAUGUACAGGGGAGGCAAGAUAUGCCUGACGGACCAUUUCAAGCCCUUGUGGGCUAGGAACGUACCAAAAUUUGGACUAGCCCACCUCAUGGCCUUGGGGCUGGGACCAUGGCUGGCGGUAGAGAUUCCAGAUCUGAUCUCCAAGGGGCUGAUUGAACACAAAGAUAAAUGAAGGCCCCCCCACCAUCUCACGGAUUCCCCUUAAGACCUUCCGGCGCUCGGAUCUGUGAUAUUGACUCUCAUAUAUUUCUGUGUCUUAAUUUCUCCUUGUGGGUUGCUAGCAAAAUUGUGCCAUGUGUCUCUCGAACGAAACAAACGGGAAAAGAAAUAAUAGCCCUGCUGAUCUGUUACCGUUUACUUGGGAGUUCACCGAGAUGGAUAUAACCCUGUUUAUUUAUUUAAAGAAAAAUACCAGCAUGCCAAUCUUUCAGAGCGUUGUGGAGACCAACUGCAAUUUGCAUGCCUUUUUUUUUUUUUUGGGAAAGUUGUUUAAAAGGUUACUGAAAACAGAGAACGCAAACAACUUUAAAACAAGACCGGACGGAUUCACCUUGGCAAGAAAACGACUCAAGGUUUUCUUUUCCAACUUAUGGCAUAAAAAAUGUAGCUGGAUUGUACGAAACGCCUGUGAUCGCAUUUCUGAUUUGCAAAUAAAUUCUUUAGCCUGUG